AUGCUGGGCGAUUCCAAGCAGCCGCGGCGGGACGUGCGUCCAAACGACGAAGCCGAAGCCGCUAAGGCGGCUGCCGAUGGCGAUGCUUCGCGGGCUGACGACAACCGGGAGGCCAAUCCUCACAUCCCGCGGUUCAUUGCCAAGGCGCCAUGGUACAUGAACGCCACUCCAGGCUUGCAGCACCAACGAACCCACGAGCAACGGCGGCAGCAGUUGGACGGCCCCAGUCAGAAGGGAGUCACCUCUCAUGUGGCCAUCAAAUAUCGCAAGAAUGCGUGCGAGAAUUGCGGCGCAAUCACCCACGACGCGAAGAGCUGCGUCGAGCGCCCGAGGAAGAAGGGCGCGAAGUACACCAAUGCCAACAUAUGCCCAGACGAGUUCAUCGUACAGAACACCGCAACGGGAUACGAAGCUGUGCGCGACCGUUGGGCAGGCUUCGACCCUGCCGCUCACCAGCUACUAGUCGAAGCCCAUCAGGCCGUGGAGGAGGAGCAGGAGCGCCUCCAGAUGCAACAGCUGGCUGCAAAGCUCAAAUCGCAAACUGACGACACCAACGAGAGCCCUAGAGGGAACGAGAAAGAUGAAUUCGCCGACAGCGAAACCACAUUCGGUACAACCGACGAUAGAACACGCACGACCACGCGGAAUCUGCGCAUUCGCGAAGACACUGCCAAGUACCUCAUCAACCUGAAUGUCGAUUCGGCCUAUUACGACCCGAAAUCCCGCUCCCUGCGUGACGACCCCCUGAUAGGCAUGGAGAACACCGGCCAGCACACAUUCAGGGGUGACAACGAGAUUUUUACCUCCGGUGAUGCGCAUAAGCUUAAGGAGAUGGAGCAAUUUGCGUGGGAGGUGCAGCAAAAGGGCUCCGCGGUAAAGUUCAUGGCACAGCCUACCGAGCUGGAGUUCUUGUACAAGAAGGACUCGGAGAAGCGCCAGAAAGAAAAGACCGUGCAAAGGCAGGCGUUGCUGGAGCGUUACGGCGGCUCGGAAUUUUUAGGGAGCUCUGAUGCUGCAGGUGGUGAACCCCCCGUGGAUCCAUCCAGAGAUCCACCGCCACCUUCGGAGAGGAGUUCGGAUACUCGUGUAUACGCAUUGUCGGCUUACAAGGAGGACGUCCAUACGCUAGGCCACACUACAGUCUGGGGGUCAUAUUACGACCGUGACAGCAAAAAGUGGGGAUACAGAUGCUGCAAGAGCACAUGCAGAGAUAGCCCGUGUACUUAA
Molecule: messenger RNA, 1227 nt
Organism: Babesia ovata
Lineage: Eukaryota; Apicomplexa; Aconoidasida; Piroplasmida; Babesiidae
Product: pre-mRNA-splicing factor SLU7-like protein, putative
Exons: 5
Coding region: 1-1227 (408 amino acids)
Biological process (GO): mRNA splicing, via spliceosome
Cellular component (GO): spliceosomal complex
Molecular function (GO): pre-mRNA 3'-splice site binding
Source: RefSeq, a predicted model, not a curated record